UAGACAGUCUCCUGUCCUCUUUUUCUCCUUUCUCCACUUAGAAAACAUGAAAGUAUUAGGAAAAAACCAAACGGCAAACCCUAAGACCCUUUUCUCCCAUUCUCUUGUACUGUUAUCUCAUUCAUUCAUUCAUAAAUUCCUGUAACACACCUAAAAAUCCUAAUUAUUCCCAUUUUUUCUUCCAAUUAAUACCGACCCGGAAGCAUUAUCAUUUCCAUAUAUGCAUAUAUUGAAAAAUUACAUAUAGAUAAAUACUUGUUAUGCUGAUCGUUGUAUAGAGAGAGAGUGAGGGGGAGAAACAGGGAAGAGAUUGAAAAUUGGCUUAUUUUGAAGAGGGGAAAGAAAGCGGAUGGAGGGAAUACCGCACGCAAUACCUCGAACCGUUGAAGAAGUUUUCAGCGACUUCAAAGGCAGACGCAAUGGCUUGAUCAGGGCUCUCACCACCGAUGUUGAGAAGUUUUACCAACAGUGCGACCCAGAAAAGGAGAACCUGUGUCUAUAUGGACUUCCAAAUGAGACAUGGGAAGUUAACCUGCCCGUGGAAGAGGUGCCUCCUGAGCUUCCUGAGCCGGCUCUGGGUAUAAAUUUUGCUAGAGAUGGGAUGCAAGAGAAGGACUGGUUGUCACUUGUUGCAGUUCACAGUGAUUCUUGGUUGCUUGCUGUAGCAUUUUAUUUUGGUGCACGCUUUGGGUUUGGUAAGAAUGAAAGGAAGAGGCUUUUCCAGAUGAUAAAUGACGUCCCAACAAUAUUUGAAGUUGUGUCAGGAAAUGUGAAGCAUCCUAAGGACCAAUCUGCAACUCACAAUAACAGUAGCAAAAGCAAAUCAAGUGGGAAAAUGCAAUCUCGGCAACCUGAGCCUCAGACCAAAGCAGUGAAGAUGUCUCCACCACCCAAGGAAGAUAAUGACAGCGGGGAAGAGGAAGAUGAAGAUGAAGAUGAUGAACAGGGUGCAACUUGUGGGGCAUGUGGCGAAAGCUAUGGCACUGACGAAUUCUGGAUUUGCUGCGAUGUAUGUGAGAGAUGGUUCCAUGGAAAAUGUGUCAAGAUUACACCUGCAAAGGCUGAGCAUAUCAAGCAGUACAAAUGUCCAGGUUGCAGUGGCAAAAGGGCUAGAGUUUAAAAUUGAGAUGCUGAAGUUGAGUUGGGAACAUUAAUUAAACAAAGCAGACAAGGUUUAGAACUUCACCUUUGCAGUUUCCAAAGAGCAAAACAGAAACAGUUGGCCAUUCUAGUAAAUGAAUUUGAAUGACUGCCGAUUGGAUUUUAAGUUUGGUUACUUAUGGUUUCUGUCAAGUCCCUGGGAAUUGUGUUUUAAAUAGUUGGUGGCAACUAUGGACAUUCUAUUAUUUAUGUUCAAGCAGUUUUCUAUUCUGGAGUCA
Molecule: messenger RNA, 1379 nt
Organism: Hevea brasiliensis (rubber tree)
Lineage: Eukaryota; Viridiplantae; Streptophyta; Magnoliopsida; Malpighiales; Euphorbiaceae
Product: PHD finger protein Alfin1
Exons: 5
Coding region: 350-1120 (256 amino acids)
Biological process (GO): regulation of DNA-templated transcription
Cellular component (GO): nucleus
Molecular function (GO): transcription cis-regulatory region binding; transcription coregulator activity; histone binding
Source: RefSeq, a predicted model, not a curated record